Molecule: messenger RNA, 1944 nt
Organism: Lobosporangium transversale
Lineage: Eukaryota; Fungi; Mortierellomycota; Mortierellomycetes; Mortierellales; Mortierellaceae
Exons: 1
Coding region: 119-1846 (575 amino acids)
Source: RefSeq, a predicted model, not a curated record
AUAACUUCUUGACAAGCAGCCAAUUUAUUACGUUCCUAAUGUUGCUUCAAAACACACUUUUUGCUAGUCUCCAUUCCAACUUACUCCGGACGAUGACGAUGUAAAUGCUUUUGUGCAGAUGCUAGCAGCGCCAGAGCCACUGAAGCUCUUUGGAAAAGCUGGGAACUCCAGCCUUGGGCCAUCUUUUACGUCAGGAGAUAGUCUUUCAUUCUCAACGCUCAGAAACAGGACAGCGCUAGACCGAUUUCAGCAACUUAAGCAGAGUAAUGCCAAUCUGUCAGACUCAAUGUCUGCAAGCCAAUUGAUUACCAAGGAACAGCAGCAAGCGGGGUGUUCAACGCCUUUGGCAAUCGCAACAGGACAUCUCAAUAGACAAUCGGCUGUGAGUGAUAUGGGUCCCAAUAGCUCCAGUGGUGCUCUGUUUAGUUCUUCGGCAUCAUCAAAUGUAAAUAGACAUUCACAGUCAUUCUCGCACCAGCCACCAACGCCCUCUCCUCUGCAUUCUGAAAUCCCAGUCCAUCCCCAAUCGAGUUCUCAGCCACUUCAAUCUCGGUCGACAGCCGGUUCAAACAGUAGCGGAAUAAGGAGGCAGUCCUGGUUGAUAGGAGGAAGCAGUAGUAGUGUUGGCAGCGCCAGUGGGCCUCAGCAAGACAAUUAUCUUAAGGGUCUCAAUGUAGGCAGUAUUGCUUUCCGACAUGGAAGUCUGGAUCAACGAAGGAGCAUUUUAGAUAUGGAGGAAGCAAUGGAUCGGAUGACUGUCGCCACUCCGGAAGGCAUCGCUUUUGGAUCAUUUCCAGAGGAUGUCCAUCAUCAGCAUUCUCUUUAUUCCGCCCCAUUAGAUGCGGAACGAGAUAGGAAAAGCUUGGUUGCUAACAUCUACCCAAUCUUAGAUUUACCUUUUGGGCCUGAUCCAAGGCCGAUUCCAUCACAUAUGAGCGGAGAGAUAACCAAUAGUAGUCGGCCUAAUCGAUUGCUACGGUUAAAUAAUGGAUUGAAUGGGACAGGCUUUACGUUACCAAGGCUUCGUACGCGCGCGCCAGAUGAUAAUGAGCCUCUGAAUGAAGUGAACCCUACAGAUAUCGGCAGUAGCCAACGGGGCGAACGGGACAGUCAUGGUGAUGAUGACGAGGAUGAAGAUGAAGAGGGUGAUAUCCAAGAGAUAGGAUUGAGGGGUGAUCGGAGCUAUAAGCAUGAAGCAAAUACAUGUAUUAAUGACGACGACGACAUGCUGUUCAUCAUGAGCGAGCUAAGUCCCACUUCAAAUUUUGGACAGGAGCCUAUCAUGACAGCGGUUGGCGGAUCUCAUGAUCGAGCGAUGCUUCCUUUAACAGGUGCUAUGUUGAAUUUGCGAUCACAAUCACAGUCUCCUUCCUUAGGGCCCCAUGGCGGCUCUAGCAAUGGGGGCACGCCUUCAUCAUCAUCUCCUCACCUUCGGAUCUUUGGCAGGAAUACAAUCGGUCAUAGUGGCAGCAAUGUUGGUGCAGCAGAGAGUAACAACAACAAUAGCGCCAGCAAUAGGUCUGGCAGUGCUCACCAUAGCCGAGUUGGUUCGAGUAGCGGAAGCAAUACUAAUAACCAUAACAGUUUCGAAAACCUGGGCUUAUUGCGUCGACCUGGAUCAGGUUCGGGGUUUGUGGACGACUUCAACUUGCCUUCAGCAUCUUCAACGCCCCCGCCUUUCCCUGGAUUUGUAGCUGGCGCAAGUAUAGGUACAUUUGAUGCUGUAUUAGAAGGGAGGCAGAUGAGCCGUGGAGGCAGUGAGCGCGACAUUGGUAGUGGUGCCAAUAGUGGUGGCCACAACAGUUUCCAUUCUGACUCUCGCGGAGGACGUAUUGAAGGGUGGUAGAUUAUCAUCAUUCAAAUAUCUAUAACCUUAAUAUAAUAUUAGCUUUGUAUAAAAUCAUAUAUUCCUUUAUAUCUUGAAAUCAGGUUUUCUACAGAAGA